Messenger RNA from Podarcis lilfordi (Lilford's wall lizard), 27261 nucleotides. Lineage: Eukaryota; Metazoa; Chordata; Lepidosauria; Squamata; Lacertidae. The record is from the annotation of a GenBank genome assembly.
AUGGAGCUAUCCUGGCUACUCCGCACAGAUUGUCAGAAACAAAAGAUAGAACAAGUUUUCAGUAAAACUUCUCUGGAAACUGGCAAAAGAUCCAAGAAACAUGACUGUGCAUUUAUUUCUGUCCUAAUCCAAAACCCCCAGGGUUCAGGCCCUUCUGAAAACAGAAGGAGGUACUGAGUACCAACAAGCCCUGCCUCAAAUAAAUUAUUACACGGUAAGACCUGAAGCACAGUGAUCCACAGAAGAAUGGGGAAUCCUGGCCCUCUGGAUAUUCUCAUCAACCAGCAUAGUCAAUGGUCAGAAAUGAUGGGAGUUGUUGUCCAACGACUUCUGGAGAGCCAAAGUUUCCCCACCCUGAGUCACUAGAGCCUCAAGACUCAAGCUUGACCAUCAAAACAUUGUAAAUACGAUAUCCCCCAGCUCUCAUCGACUCCUGCAAAUAAUCAUUUCCCACCAUUAUGUUGGCUCUGUAGGAAAAGUGCAACAGCAGGUCCCCAGUUCAAUCUGUGGACACUGCAGCUGGAGGGCUGAUUCAAUAUGAAAUUGUAUGAAAUGACAGGUGUGACCAGAAAGCGUAGAGCAGGGGGAAGAGAACUUGCAGCUCUCCAAAUGUUGGUGGUUAUAACUCCCACCACUCCUAAAUGGCCUUGGUCCAGUAUACCUGAAGGAGCGUCUCCACCUCCAUCGUUCUGCCACAUUGCCUCGGUGCUGGACACUGAGGUCCAGCGCCAAGGGCCUUCUGGCGGUUCCCUCGCUGCAAGAAGCCAAGUUACUGGGAACCAGGCAGAGGGCCUUCUCGGUAGUGGCACCCGCCCUGUGGAACACCCUCCCACCAGAUGUCAAAGAGAAAAAUAACUACCAAACUUUUAGAAGACAUCUAAAGGCAGCCCUGUUUAGGGAAGCUUUUAAUGUUUAAUAGGUUAUUGUAUUUUAGUGUUUUGUUGGAAGCCACCCAGAGUGGCCGGGGGGACCCAGCCAGAUGGGCGGGGUAUAAAUACAUUAUCAUCAUCAUCAUCCUGGCCAUCACCUAUGCUGGCUGAGGCUGAUGGGAGCUGGAGUCCAAGGAUACCUGCAGCCACAGGUUUCCUCAACUCCGAAGCGUAGGAUAGUAGACAAAAACUCCCCGCUUUCGGGAGCCCUGCUUGCUAACAGAUCAUGACAUCUGCCACACGGCACGCCCUAAAAGGAAGGGCUUUCUGCAACCCAGCGAAGGAGAUGGCGAAGCGCGACGCCGUAGAAAGAGAGGGCGGAGCUUUGAAGGCGCGGCACCGGCUCGUUUAUUAAGCCAGCCGAGGACGCUCUAGCUCGUAUGUCUUUAAAUACUCUAUGGUAACGCGGAAGUGAGUAAAAGAUUCGGGAGCUUGUCUUGCGUCUAUGGUCGGGACGCUGUGUAAGAAACCGGCCGUCGGCAUUCCAGGUAAGGGAGUGUGUGUGUGUGCGCGCGGGUGGGGGGGGGGUUGUCUGGUACGAGAGGCUGCGUGGGUGUUGCUAUGGUUACUGCCUUCCUUCCAGGCAGCCGCUCCCCUGUAUCAUGUGCCCGCUGCUUGCUUUUUCCUGCCCCAUAGGUUAGUCUCUGGGGUUUGGAGACCAGCUUGGGGUAGGUCAUCUCUCCCCUCUCCCCCCCCCCCGCCGCCUCUCCUCUCUCCGGUGGGCUUCCGAGAAGGCCCCUAUGACUGUCUGAGGCGGGGCGGCGUCGUGUAGAUAAGGGCUGCCUCUUUCUGAAAUAAGGGUAAUUCCUGUCACUGUCACGUGCCUGUGUGCGAGCACAGUAGCUGCUGACUUUGCAAGGGUCUUUGGUGUCCGCACUAGGUUGGCCCAAGAACUUGUGGCUCUAAAAAAUCACAGCCCUGGGAAGUUAGUGUAAAAAUCUCUAUGCCCAGUGGGCUCAAACACUUUUUUGAGCAGGAAUUCUGGUUGGGUGGUGAACUAGCUAGUUAUUUACCGCACCUUGUUUUGAGAUACUUGUAACUGUGAUAUGGGCUCUUGGGUCCCAAGUGAUGAUUCUCAUCUUUUUGUUUGCAGAUGGCUCCUGGCACACCAAAGGAAAUAAUGCUCCAGAGCUUAGCCCAUUUACUGCAAGAGUCUGGUGAGGUUCUGGUGGUUUGAAGCACCUCCACAUUAAAGUGUGCUCUUUGCUUUGUUCUAGGUGGUAAUAUAAUGGCCAUACAUUGGGGUCACAUCUACACCAUAAAGCACAUGACUUUCCUGCAAAGAAUCCUUGGAACUGUAGUUUACACCUCACAGGGCUAGAAUUUCCAGCUAUGGUUCCCAGGAUUCUUUGGAGAAAGCCAUAUGGUUUAAAUUUAUGGUGUAGGUGUGACUUUGGCUUUGGGGCCAGAGUUGGUGGUAAUGACUGAAUAUAGGAACUACAUGGAAUGAACUGCAGUAGACAUUAUCUUUUUUAAGGAGUAAAAAACAAUAUGCCACAGUUUUAUUAACAGAAAUUAUUCAGUAAUGCCUUAGAGCCAUUUCACAUCUUGUUUGUCUGCAUCAAUUUACCCACAGCGCAUGCUUAUAGUGGGUAAUGCAGCUAAUCCAACUUCCUGUUGCAUAUAUCAGGUUAAAUGGGGGGCAUUCAUUGGCAUGUGCUAAUAUCUUUAACAUACGCAGUAAAGCACCAUGUUAAUAUCUUAAACAUGUGUGCAUAAAACACAGCAUGCGUAUGCAGUGAAAAUGUAACAUGCAAAAUGGUGAUUGAUGUUGCCACUUUUAUUUGGAUAAAUGCUGGAUGUUCUUCAACCUGUAUUCACUGAGGGAAGUUCUUCAGAGAAAUCAUGCUUCCAUUCUUGUGGUUGGUUAUAAGGUUAUUACUCUAGUAGGGCAGGGUUCCAGCCUGUCCUAAGACUCUUGUCCAAGUAAAGGAAGACGGUUGUAAUUCCAAUCUAGGAACCAACUCUUUAUUGAUGUCCUUCCUUUUUAUUGUAAACUGUAUUUGGAAAUUUGCAAGUCAUUGGGGUGUGGGUGGAGUAGCCUAGGAGAGUAGUCUAGGAAGCCCUUCAUAUUGUUCCACUGAACCGGAAUUUUCUGUCUGUGUGAGAGGUAGUGAUGGUUCAGGAAAGUCAAGAAUGUCCAGUACUUAAAGAUUAUGCGAUGAGCACAGAACUAAGACUGCUGCAUCAGAAAUAACUAUACUGUAACGUGUAGUACUUCAUUCACAUUCAGUAGGUGUAACAAGACUGUGGAGUUAUGGUGGCAGACGUACAAUAAGGGGGCUGGAGCAAAUUGCCUAUGAGGAAAGGUUAUAACAUUUGGGGCUUUUUAGUUUGGAAAAAAAAGGCAAGUUGGGGAGGACACAAUAGAGAUGUACAAAAUUAUGCUUGGUGUAGACAGAGACAUUUGCCUCUCUUGUAAUACUGGAACUCGGGGUCAUCCAGGUAAACUGAACAGUGGAAGACUCAGGGCUGCAUCAACAAGGUAUUGCUUCACAUGGUUAAACUACAGAAUUUGCUGCCACAUACAGGCAGACCUCUAAAUUCCAGUCAUUGUAGUCUUCCUGUAGGUGUCUCAUUGACCACUAUAGAAAAUAGGACUCUGGAUUACAUCGGCCUUUGGUCUGAUUCAGCAGGGCUCUUAUGUUCUUAUGAACCUUUCUUUGUGUGGUUUGUGGUGGUAGGGAGUACAUAUGGAUUUAUUAUGGAUUUAUUAAUGCUAAUUAUUCUUUUUCUUCAGGAGACUUGAUUCUGGAUGGUACUAGCACCUUGACCUUAUUCACCUCCACACUGCAGAUUCUCACUCAGAUCUUUGAGCAGCACCUAUUGCCACGAAACCAGAACCAUGGCUUCAUUGCACUCUCAUCACACCCUGCUGAAACAUCUGCCAUCCUUCAAGCCCAGUUUCUCUUUGAUGUCUUGCAAAAGACACUCUCUCUGAAGGUACGUGCCAAAGUAGGAGUCUGUGAGCAGCGGGUCUAUGCUUCUUGCCUUAUCUUGCAGUGAGGAUACUGGUGUUGAUGUAGCUAUAUUUCUCACUUUUUUAUACAGAUGAUAGUUUAGAAAAUUAUUUUAGUUGUAUUUUAUUUCAUCAGUCACAUUGGGAGGACUUACUCUGAAAGGUAGCAGAAAAGUAUUAGAAAUAAAAAUAAAUUAAUUAAAUAUGAUUAUAAGGCAUUAUUUUUUUAAAUGCACUGUCCUUGGCCUGAGUUGGACCAUUGGUCCAUGUAGCCGAGUACUGACUGGCACCAGCUCCCCAAGAGCUCCAGAAAGCAUGGUGUCUCAGAUGCUUUUAAGUGGAGAUGCCCAGGAUCACACCUGCACCUUAGUACAGUGGUAUCUCGGGUUACAGACGCUUCAAGUUACAGACACUUCAGGUUACAGACUCUGCUAACCCAGAAAUAGUACCUCAGCUUAAGAACUUUGCUUCAGGAUGAGAACAGAAAUCAUGCGAUGGCGGCACGGCAGCAGCGGGAGGCCCCAUUAGCUAAAGUGGUACCUCAGGUUAAGAACAGUUUCAGGUUAAGAACGGACCUCCGGGACGAAUUAAGUUCUUAACCUGAGGUACCAGUGUACAUGCAACACAUUAGUUUGACUGCUGACCUAUGGCCCCUCCCUACUACUCUGCUGAACCCCCAAUGCUGUUAAUGUUUUACAUGAUUCCUUGGUCAGAGUCUGUCUUAAUUGGGAAACUUGCUUUUUCUCAAUCGAUGCCAAACCCAGUUGAGUUAUGGCUUAGUUCCUUACUAAAUUGGCAUUCUUUUUUUUUAUAUAUAUAAGAUAUUUAUUAGGAUUUUCAAAAUAUUACCAAAUAGAAAAAGAAAAAAGAAAAGUACAAAAUAAAAAUAGUUAAAAACAAUUCAGUCUUUCAAUCACUUAUCUUUCAUUUGCUUGUUUCCCAGACCUCCUCGCGCCUCCCUUUUCUGUAUUCCACUUCAAUUGUUAGUUUAGCAAAUCCCUCCCCUCUUUGUUUAUCCUAGUCUUCGAUCUUAAGAUAUUGUAACAUUAAAUUUUUACCUAUUAAUAGUCCAUUUUUUCAUAUUCCCUUAUAAUAUUACAGCUAAAAACCACUUAGUUUCUAUCCAACAUCAUUCUAACAUUCAUCAAUUUUACAAUAUUUCUGUAAAUAGUCUUUGAACUUUUUGCAAUCUUCUUCCACCGACUCUUCUCCCUGGUCUCGGAUUCUGCCAGUCAUUUCCGCCAAUUCCAUAUAGUCCAUCACCUUCAUCUGCCAUUCUUCCAGAGUGGGUAGGUCUUGUGUCUUCCAAUACUUUGCAAUAAGUAUUCUUGCUGCUGUUGUGACAUACAUAAAGAAAGUUCUAUCCUUCUUUAGCACCAAUUGGCCGACUAUGCCCAACAGAAAGGCCUCUGGUUUCUUUAGAAAGGUAUAUUUAAAUACCUUUUUCAAUUCAUUAUAGAUCAUCUCCCAGAAAGCCUUAAUCUUUGGGCACGUCCACCAAAGGUGAAAGAAUGUACCUUCGUUUUCUUUACAUUUCCAACAUUUAUUAUCGGGCAAAUGGUAGAUUUUUGCAAGCUUGACUGGUGUCAUGUACCACCUGUAUAUCAUUUUCAUAAUAUUUUCUCUUAGGGCAUUGCAUGCCGUAAAUUUCAUACCUGUAGUCCACAACUGUUCCCAGUCAGCAAACAUAAUAUUAUGUCCAACAUCUUGUGCCCAUUUAAUCAUAGCAGAUUUCACCGUUUCAUCCUGAGUAUUCCAUUUCAACAGCAAGUUAUACAUCUUUGACAAAAUCUUAGUUUUGGGUUCUAACAGUUCUGUUUCUAGUUUUGAUUUUUCCACCUGGAAGCCAAUUUUCUUAUCCAAAUUAUAUGCCUCCAUUAUCUGAUAAUAAUGAAGCCAGUCUCGCACUUUAUCUUUUAAUUUCUCAAAACUCUGCAAUUUCAGUUUGUCUCCUUCUUGUUCCAAAAUUUCCCAAUAUUUCGGCCAUUUGGCCUCCAUAUUGAGCCUUUUCUGAGCCUUUGCUUCCAUUGGUGACAACCACCUUGGGGUUUUAUUUUCAAGUAAGUCCUUAUACCUUAUCCAGACAUUUAACAAUGCUUUCCUAACAAUAUGGUUUUUAAAUGCUUUAUGUGCUUUAACCUUGUCAUACCACAAAUAUGCAUGCCACCCAAAAACAUUAUUGAAACCUUCUAAAUCCAAAAUGUCUGUGUUCUCAAGAAGCAGCCAUUCUUUCAACCAGCAGAAUGCUGCUGAUUCAUAAUAAAGUUUGAGGUCUGGCAGGGCAAAUCCACCUCUGUCCUUUGCAUCAGUUAAUAUUUUAAAUUUUAUUCUGGGCUUCUUGCCCUGCCAGACAAAUCUAGAAAUAUCUCUCUGCCACUUCUUGAAACAGUCCAUUUUAUCCAAAAUUUGCAAUGAUUGAAACAAAAAUAACAUUCUUGGCAAUACAUUCAUCUUUAUAACAGCAAUUCGACCUAACAAGGAAAGCUUCAAGUUUGACCAUAUCUCUAGAUCCUUUUUUACUUCUGACCAACAUUUCUCAUAAUUGUCUUUAAAUAGGUUUAAGUUCUUGGCGGUCAUAUUAACCCCCAGGUAUUUUACUUUCUUAACCAAUGUUAAACCUGUCUCCUUCUGAAACCUCUCUUUCUCAAUCGGUGUUAAAUUUUUCUCAAGCACCUUAGUUUUUAACUUGUUCAGCUUAAAUCCUGCCACAUGACCAAAUUCCUGAAUCAAUUCUAAUACUCUUUUUGUACUAGAUUCUGGCUCCUGUAACGUCAAUACUAAAUCAUCUGCAAAAGCUUUCAAUUUGUACUGUUUAGCUCCGACCUGUAUACCUUUAAUCAGACGGUCCUUUCUAAUCAUAUUUAGCAAAACCUCCAGGACCGAAAUGAAAAGCAAUGGGGAAAUUGGGCAGCCUUGUCGUGUCCCUAAAUUGGCAUUCUUACCUCUUUACGAAUACAGGCAGCCAUGUGAUUUGGUACAGAAGCAGCACAUACUUUCAGUAUCCUCCAGCAUUUUGUGUCUGAUGGUGUGCUUAAUAAGUUUUGCAUGAUUCAGGACAGCUCUGAUAAGAAAAAUAUUAUAUAUUGCCUCCAGAUGAGUUUGUUUAACCAACAAGAACAAAAAGUAUGGAAGAUGCUGAUAUUCCCAUUUUUUAAAAAUCACAUAAUGUCUUCAAGUGUUCUCUACUCUUUGUCUGGAGAUUAGGGUGUGGGCAACAGCAGAAUGAGCCAGGACUGACUGGCAUAAGGCUGAGGGGGUGGUGGAAGAUUGGAAAAGGAACUAGCUUCCUCUUGGCUGUAAACGUAUAUUCGUGCCGUCUGUUCAAGCAGACAAAAAACAGAUUGAGGGAGUUGGGAUGAACUGUGGUUGCUGUUCAAGAAUGCUCAGUAAUUUAGUCUUAAAAUAACUGAGGAGAUACGUAGUGGUAGAGGUAAAGCAAUAUGAAAAGUAAUCUAGCUGAUAAACUGAAGUUAAAGCGUGGAGACAGGAAGUCUUCAGCUGAUCUGCAUUACAAAUUUCAGGUCUGUUUGCAUCAAUUAUUUAAGUAGGAAUAUUUGUAUCCAUUUCCUGAACUUGCAGAUUUAUUCUGAUGGUGCAGUCUAGGAUAUUCCUGUUCCCCUCCUUUCUCCUUAUUCACAGGGGUUAGUGGCAGAGCAGAGGGAAGGGGCAAAAUCUUUGUAUACUCCUUGUUCACUGAUAGAAUAUGUGGCAUUCUGAAGGGCAAAGACUUGGAAGGAGGCAGAAAGUCUGAAAACAGUUCAACCAAACUUGGUACCACCUACAUCCCUUCAGUGUAGCGCUCUCUCUCUCUCUCUGUGUGUGUGUGUGUGUGUGUGAUAGUACUAACUUUUCUAUAUAAUCACUCAGUAUGGACACCAGUUUAUAUAUAUUUAUUUCAUUUAGUUAAUUUACAUACUGUUUCAAAUGCCCACAGAAUUUUCUAAGCAGUUUAUAAAUCCCUACAGAAAGGAAUCUAUGUAAGAAAUACAAUACAAAUUGCAUAUAUUCUUCCUCCUAAUCAUCAAUUUCACAUCGUAAGUAACAUCAAAUUAAAUCUCUCUAAAGAAUAUAUAUAAAGUAUAACAUCUAAGAAUCACAAAAAUCAAUUGUGUUCAAAACAUCAAAAUAUAUAAAUAUACAUCAAAAUGAAACAUAAUUACAAUAUAUCAUUGAAAUGUCAUGAAUAUUAUUUUAAAAGCGCAUAAUGUAAUAGUUAACAAGUGAUAUCUGCAGCAGGAAAGAAGGGCAAAGGAUGUGGUAGAGUCAGAUUUGUGUCAAUGAUAGAUGCUAAUAAGAAUCUCUUUGGUGCUGUGUAGAAUCUUCCUUCUGUGAAAUAAGAUUUGUAUCACUCAAUAACCAACUUCAUUAGUUUGUGACUUUUACCCUUCAAGGUGAGUUGUGUAUAUUGGGUUUUAUCUCUAGGGUCAUUGUUCAGGUUUCCAUUGGGUAUGUUUGCUCUGCUGGUCAUGAGGUUUUUAGCCAGAGCAGCAGUGACACACAGAUACGGAUUGAAAUGUGCUUGCCACUUUCGUUAUCUAUGCUGUAGGCCUCUGGUGUUUGCAUGAGUUAGUGCAAUAAAUUAAAUCUCUUCACCCGGAUGGAUAUUUUGUGUUGAAGUUUGGAAAAUCCGAGAUCCAGAUUAACCUUUUAAAUGAAAAGGGAUAUGAGAGUUCUUUAAAGCAUCUACAUGGAAGCUGCUGAUGCAGUCUCAUUCCCAACGGAUGCUCUGUGAGGACACAUGAAGCCUGUACAUAUUGAGCAGGGUCUUAGAUUUGUGCUUGUUGGUAGCCAACAAGAAGGGUCAAUGAUAUCUGUCAGAUACAGAAUUCCCAUUGGGGGCCGUGGGCAGUAUCCAACGAACACAUCCUGUCAGUGUCAGGAUUUCCACUUGCACAACAGGACUCUUCCCCCCUCACCACAUCUGAUCCAGAGGGUAGGGGAAAGCCUCAGAACAGAGGUAUGGGGCGCAUAUUGGGAAAAGAGAGAUCCUCUUGUGCAAGUUAAAAUCCUUGCAGUGAUGGGAGACUUACGUAGCCCUACACACUGGAGACAACCACAGAUCCAUUAUUUGUAUCUGAAGCCCUCGUGACAGCCUAUCAUCACUACAGUAUCUGAUCUGCAUGCCUUUUCCUCCUCCCUAAUCUAGUGUAAACUCUGACGUUUGUAAUUACCCAACACUGCCAGAUAACAUAUUUUGAUUAUUAUACUGUAUAGGUCCAUCCUUAUGUGUGACCCAUAGGGCCCUUUGUGUUGAGAAACUUUAAAUCAACUUAGUAUUUAAAGGUGGUUUUCUGCUUCACUUUGUUCCUUGCACAACAUGCACUGUCAUUUGUUAGACUUCAGAGUGACUUUGAACCUCUCUAGCUUCUGCCUUGUGGCUGUUGUUACUGGUUAGAUUCUCACUAUCUUUGCACAUGCUACUAUGAUGUGAUCUACUAGUGCAAUAGCCUGCUUUGUUCUAUUUUUAAUGUGGGCUUUGGUUAGCAAUCUGGGCAAAAGGCCCACAUCCUUAGCUGAUACCAAUUCUUGAAUUUCACUGUUAUAUUGGAUUAGAUGCAGUUGCAUUUGGUUUAAUAAUAGUGCUUCUACAGUGAAGGGAACAGUAGCGGGUUACUUUGUGAGGGGAUGAGGAACAGGGAGAUUGCUGUUGGUGAGACCAUGUGGGAGAAUCAGUUGUCAUUUACUCUGACCAUGCCGAUAAGUGUGUGUUUUAUUUUUUCAAUCCUUUUCCUUCAGGUUGCUCAGAGCGCAACAUAUGGUUCCUUACCCCCAUUUUAUUGUUACAUCCACUCUGGGUGAUAGUUAAGCAGAGACAUUAGAGAUCCAUGAUCAAAUCUGUUGUCUUGAUUUUUUUUCUUUUUGUACAAAGCAGCUGCUGGGAGAUACCCACCCACCUUGCUUCUGUUUGAUUCUAAUAGGCAAAUAAUGACUUUUGGAGGCAGUUUUAAUUGGGAAUUAAUUUAAAGGUACCGCUGCAACAGGAAGGUAAACAGUGUUUCCGUGCGCUCUGGUUUCCGUCACCGUGUUCCGUUGCACCAGAAGCAGUUUAGUCAUGCUGGCCACAUGACCUGGAAAGCUGUCUGUGGACAAAUGCUGGCUCCCUUGGCCUGAAAAGUGAGAUGAGCGCUGCACCCAGUAGUCGCUUUGACUGGACUUACCAUCCAGGGGUCCUUUACCUUUUACCAUACUGCGGGGUGGGGCAAUGGACUUGUAGAGGUGACUCCUGUUGCUAGUGGGUGACUCCUUUCUUCAUUAUCACUCUCCUCCUGCUUUAGCUUGUUCAUGUUCCUGAUUAUGCCCUGCCAAUUGAUGUGAAGAUUUUCCCCUUCAAGUCUUUGCGACGUUUAGAGGUGAGUCCCAGAUGCUGGGGUGAGGAGCCUCUGGAAUAGGGGCUAGAUGGUGGCUUGACCUAUUUCUGGUGGCUGCUGUGGGGUGAGAAGCUGUGCUGUCCAUAGCAUGCACAGAAUGGUGGGUGGGACUAGAGUGGGAGUUCCAUAGUUUCUCACGGUAGCCAAGCAAUUUUAUUUUCCUGCACUUUGGACUAAAGUAAGACUUUCUAAAUCUAGAAUCAAAAUAUUUGAUUUGGAGAAAUGGCCUUUAUAGGAAUCAAGACUGAGUUUAGCCAUGCUGUUACAAGGAGGCGAGGGAAGUCUUUGGUUAAGGAAAGGAAUGCACGGGAUAAUGUCUCAAGGGGAAAAUAAUGAGGGCCUAAAAGUAUGUGUGCCCUUUUCUGUAGAAGAGCCCUUAGGCCUAUGUGACUUUUUAUGUGUUUUGCCCUCUUCUUUUCUCAUCUCCUGACUCCCGGCUUUCUCCCUUGCCUUAGCUGAAGUGUGUUCCUUUGCACUAUCUGCGGGGCCUGCGGUGUGUCUAUUCUCAGUUGGAGGCUUUAACCUGUUCCAAAUGUGUGAACUCUCUGAAGGUGAGUGAAGAUGCCUAACUUGAUUGCUUUCUACCUCAGGAGGGAAGGUGCUAGAGCUGUUUUCAAGAGAGGCUGUCACAGACUCACACUGUGCAUGCUGCUCAGUUGCAUGAAUGUGCUCCCAAAGAUUUUUAUGUCCCCUCUACCCCUGAAAACUGUAUGCUGUGUUAAAUCUCAGGUCAGGAGUGAUUUAACUAAAACUAGUACCUCAAAAUUUCCUGUGGAGUAUGCUAGCCAGGUAGAGUUGCCAACUGGCUUGCUCUUGAGCCUUUGUUUUAUGUGCAGGAAUUAGCUUGUGAAGCUGUUCACAGCUUUGGGGGGGGGGCUUACACAUCUGUUAGUUGCUGUAGCUCAAACUGCUAUUCUAGACCUUGCUCCAGGGGCUAGUUCAUAAGAUGGUAGGCAAGAUGCAAAGACAGCUCCUUCUUCCUUGUCAACUUGUGUUUUAUCCUGCAGGAGAUCAUCUCUGCAUGUGGAGGGGACCUCAGUUCUGCCCUUCCAUGGCUGGAACUACAGACUGUCAACUUCAGCUAUAACUCCAUUGUAGCCUUGGAUGAUUCACUGGUAUGCUGGAGAACUGAGAAUUGGGGGAGAUGUAGUAGGUGAUGAGAAUGGCAUUUUACUUAAUGGAAUACUGAGACAGAGGGUAAUUGUACAAUUGUUUUCUGGCAGCUUGGGUUUCUCAUUCUGACAGUCCUCUUGUUAGUGUUAGUCCUUCUGAGUAGGUCAGGUAGGACUUGGGCUUUUGGAUGGCUGUGCCAUAACUGGCCACCUAGUCUUGAGGCUGCUUGCUCUAUGGGGUUGACUCAGUUGCCAUCACUAACCUCUUAUCGCUUCUUUCUUGUUUCUGAUAAGCAAUUGUUGAAUGCCCUGAAAGCUCUGGAUCUCAGUCAUAAUCUCAUCCAGGACUGUGAGCGCUACCUGACAGUAAGUAUCUGGCAGAGGGCUCAAAACCACUCUUUUGAAAUCCAUUAUGAGCAGUUAGCAACUACAUGCUUUCUUCUUCCUUCAUUGCUGGGUUGACUCUUUUCAAGCCUUGGUAACAUAUAUUGGAGAACUGUGGAUGUGGUAGAAAGGAGAAGGGGGAUUUCCUACUUUGUGUUUAACAAAACCACAUACUUGAGUAGCAUACCCCCCCCUUGAAGUCAAACAUUCUUGUGAGCCUGAGAGGAGACUUCACCUUCCAGUGUAUUGUAUAGUUAAAUGUGAGGCUGCUUUAUUUAUACUAUAUAAUUCUUCUUACAGUAGGAAUCUUGGACCCUGUGCACUCAUUCCACCACCCCCUGGCUUUUUUCUUUUUCUUUUUUCAUACUAUUAGUCUUUCAGGGGCUGUUUAUGUGGCAGAGCCUUCCCCUCUGCCAGCGAUGGAAUAGAUGCCUUCUAGUUCCCAAGUGUUCUUUUCAUGAUUGAUUUUGUUUCUGCGUGAAGUCUGGAUCCUGCCUUCCUACUAGAAACUGAAGGCGGCUUCAGCAUAAAAAUGCAAAUGGUAUACAAACUAAAUUAGCAAUUAACAGCAAGUGCUUCUCAAAUGGGUAGCUGUGUCUGUGUUGGGAGAACUGCCAGUCCUCCUUGGGUGCUGGCUUCCUCCUCCUACUGUGAUGCUGCUGCCUCUCCUGCCCCCCAAGUGCCACAUGUGGCUGUCUGAGCAAGAGCAGAGUUGAGAUCAUGUGCAGCCAUGGCAGAUUUCCUGAACAGUUUUGAGCGAAAGAAGCCCUCUGCCAAGAACUCUCUAAUCUUUGUGCUGUCAUGAGCCUGAGUGUGUUAGGUUCUGCUCUUUUGAUCUGCCAUGUGUACCUUACGUUAACAAUAUGUUCUCGGGGCUGGGGGUUCACUUUGAAGGUUGUUCAGUGUAGCAGGGAGGAUGUGAACAUGGAUGAGCAAUGUGGAGAACUGCCUUGUUUUCUUUACAGGUGCUGACAGAGCUGGAAUAUUUAAAUGUGGCUUAUAACCUCUUGCCCAAGAUGCCUGAACUUGGGCUACACAGCCAGGCUAAACUGGUGACCUUGAUCCUGCGGUACAACCAGCUUGAUAGCAUUAAUGGUAAGACUGUUGUAGAGCUGCUGAUAUGAGGGGUAGCCUGGAAACUAGGUCAUGCCACAUUGUACCAGACUGAAGAAAAGAGGCCCACAGGGUAGCACAGUAUUGGGGAGAAGGGUUCUCUUCCGACAUUACUCUACUUCCUUUUCCAUAGGUGUGGAAAAGCUCCCCAGCCUUCAGCAUUUGGACAUUGCCUAUAACCUGCUGCUGGAACACACUGCGUUGGCACCGCUGUCAUCGCUGCACAACCUGAGAAGAGUGAGCAAUCAACCUGAUUGGUUAUUUAUUGCAUUUAUACCCUAACUUUCCACCAAGGAACUCAAGGCAAUGCAGUGUUUCUCCCCUUCCCCAUUUCAUCCUCAGAGCCUUGUGAGGUAGGCUAGGCUGACUGUGGGUGACUGGCCCAAAGUCAGUCAGUGAGCUUCAUGGCUGAGGGGGGAUUUGGAUCCUGGUGUCUCAGGCCUCCCCCAACACUAUAACCACUGCACUUCACUGGUUCUGAUUGGUGGUCAGUUUAUUAGUGUCUGUUUAGUGGUUUGGGCAUUUGAGUAAGACAACAUUAUAGGACUGUAUUUUGUUUGAGGAAGGAGGCCUUGUUAUUUAAGGAUAGUAGACAGUAGAUGCCUUUGACACUCCUAACAUAUAGCUCUCCAACUUACAAUGGAUUCCCUGUCUUGUAGGGAGGGAAUUGUUCUGAAUACCCGUGUGGUAUAAUGGUUAGGGUACAGGACUAAGAAAACUUAAGUACAAAUUCUAGUAAACUCUUUGGGCUAAGCAAUCUCAGGCCAGUUCCCAUCUCUUGGCUUCACCUACCUCCAUAGGGUUGUUUUAUGAGAUAAAAGAGGCUAAGGAACUCCUUGAAGGAAGCUGGAAAGUAGAAUUCAAAUUUUCCUAGCAAGAGUGCAGGGGAAAGGCAGUGAGGUACAUGGGUAUAGCCUGGGGGCAGCUGCCCAAUCAAGUAAAUCAAUAAUAAAUACUUAACUAACUGAGGUUCUGCCCCCAUAAGUCCUGGCUACAUCCAUGGUGAGGUAGACAAAGUUCUGGCAGUUAGUAGUAUUGUUUUGUUAAAUGAAACAUAACUGUUCUUUUUCUCCCCACCCCACCCCCCACAGCUGCACCUGGAGGGGAAUCCUUUAGGGUUCCAUCAGAACCACCGGCCUGCUACCAUAAGUCACUUGUCUCCUAGAGCUAUCUCCAGCAAUGUGAGUAUAUGUGGUCAUCCCAACUCAGAUGCAAAUAUGGCAUAGCAUGGUAGGCACUUUCCUGCGGUCCACUCUAUUUAAAUACUUUUGUGUGGGAAGCAAACCCUGUGUGUGUUUACACACUAGUAAGUAAACUGUGUACCAAAAAAGGUUGCUCCCCACUUUUUGCCAAAAUGUUCUUCUCCAUUUGUGAACUGAAGUUGCGGUCUGUAGCUCCAGAAAUCCUUGUUGGCUACUCUGGCUACUCAGUCCCAUAUAAAAGGAUGCAGGACUUGCAUUUCCACCACAGGGAGGCAGCAUAAGAGGUGUCAAUCACUUGGGCCUGUUGUACAAAGAGAAGCCAUCUCCUGCUCUCCAACUAGGGGUAAUGUUGAUUUAGCCAUUUGCUGAGCCCAGAAGCUCAGUUUCCUGUUCCUGACUUCACACGCUCUUUUGGUAAAGAUACCUGGAAUGAGCCUGAGAAUUCCAUGUUCAUCUGCAGCAAACAUGGCAAAUUUUUUAGCUGGGGCAGUUAGAAUAAGAUCUACCAUCUGACUAACCUGUUUAAUGCCUGGUAAAGAAAGCCCAUUCAUUCAUAUGUUUUAUUUGUGUUCAAGGACAGUUUUUAACUCUUUCCUUUGUUUAAUUGUAAUUCUUAGAAGGUAUUUUGUAUAGCCAACCAUCUAGCUAUAUCUGUAUUUUAUGUGGCUCCUUUGCUAUGGCAUGGGGCUUUUCUGAUUUCUUGGUUAUGUGAGUGACUAGGAAAUGGGGUUAUUGGUCUCUUAACUGUCAUGUUUUGUUCUAAUACCAGUUCCUUCUUGAUGAAGAGCCGUUGUCUGCUUUUGACCUGAGGGUGAGUAGGGUAUACAAGUAUUACUUUUCUAGGUGUUGUGGUGGAAAGAGGGGGUGGGGUGCAGAACUUCUUGCUGCUGGAAACUGUCUCAUCCUCUGUGUGAUCUAGAAUAUCUUGAUCCUUCAGAAUAAUGGGAAGCCAAUAAUGGUAUUGUUGGCUCAGAUGCUAUUGCUUAUCCAGAAGCCUCUCUCCUGAAGGAUGUAUCGUCAUGUAACACUACUAAAACAGCACAGGCUAGCCACUUCUCAAAGAGGAGGGUAGAGGGUGAAAGAAGAGAGAAGUCUUCAAACCUGCCAUUCUUACUUCUCUUGGGUUCAUUCUGUCUCUUUCAGCACCUCUCAAAGCUGGAUCAGGCUGCUGUCCAAUCACUCUGCACCUCAGUCUCAGAGAGGGCCCCGACAGACCGCAGUGCCCUGGAAAGUUCAUGUGCUGCAGACCAAAGUGACAGCCAGUCCCCUGCAGAGAGCAGACCACCCCUAUUACCCCCUCGGAAGAGAAAUAAGGUGUUCUUGCUGCUUGGAGUGUUCAGGAAUUGUGGGAGGAGAGGAGAGAGGAGUCUGUUCAUCUACUGGUGGUUUGUGUACCAUGUGAUCACUCACAUUAACUUGUUCAGGAGGAGUUGCAGGAACAUAAACAAUAGCAAUGCUUUGGAUGUGGUUUACCAUUAUGAGAAUGAGGCUAGCCUCCCUAGGGUUUGAAUGCCCUCCCACUCCUCUUCCAGUGCAGCCACACAAAGAUAGUAAGCUUCUGCUUCCAUUCUUAGAUUAACUGCAGUUCAGUGUGUCAUUAAUUCCCUAAACUAUGGAUAACCUUAACUAUGACUAUUGAAAACAAGCCAGCUUCAUUAACCAUGGUUUGUGGUUGGCUUGUUUCCACUGGCUAUAGUUUAGAUUAAACAUGGAUUGUCCAGGUUUAGAUGACGCAGCAUUACUGAUCCAAAAUGGAACUCAUGACCAUGCCAGAGGAGGAGGUAGUGCAGCAGCUUUUUGCAGGGGGAGGCUAGGUUCAUCCUUGUAACAAUAAACUAUUUUAGCACAGGGAUGAGGGAACCUGUAGCCCUAUACAUGCUGUUGGACUCCUACGGCUAUCAUCACGGACCAUUGGCCAUGCAGACAGGGGCUGAUUCCAACAUUUGGAGAACUGCAGGCUCCCCAUCCUUCAGCCUCGUCUGAACCAGUCCAGUAUGGAAGAAGAUCUCAAAUACCCAUCUACAGUGCUCCUCAAACUUCGGUUUCCAUCUGUUGUUAGACUACAACGCCCAUCAUCCCAAGCUAGCAGGACCAGUGGUCAGAGAUGAUGGGAGUUGUAGUCCAACAAUAGCUGAAGACUCAAGUUUGAGAAACACUGAUCUAGUAACUUUGUGCAGCAUCCCAAGCUCUCUUUUUUGGUGUUGUUUGAAAGGUGGUGGAAAUGGGGGAAUAGUUGCCAAGAAAACACUUUAAGGUUUUCAGCAAAAACACAUUUAAUUAGACACUUCUAAAAAAGCCUUCUUUCCAAAGGCGUGAAGCAAUUAAUGAUAAUAUUAAGGUAUUGUAAUGCUACCAUUAAGGAAUGUGAGAGAGCCAUUUCCAGCCUAAACCUAACAGCUUGUCUCUCCUUCAGGGGCAAGUGAAAGUGCGCAGGGCCAGCAUUUCAGAGCCCAGCGAUACUGAACAUGAGUACAGAAGCCUGCCCGUCUCGGCAGGUGAGGCACACGGCAACGGGGCUAUGACCAGGGGCUGGGUGCGUGCAAGACACCGUUGCAAACUUGGGAGGCUGUCUGUCAUCCCACAGGUAUAGUUCGGCAGCACCAGGCAGAGAUGGACCGCAUGGACAGUUUCCGGGAUCGCUUUGGUACCCGCUGGCUCCAGUACAGGCGACACCUGGAAGCAGAUGGACAGGCAGCAACCAUCACCCCUUCUGGCAGCCCCACAGUAGAAUAUCUGGGCAGCUCAGGCAAGGCUUCCCAACAAAGCAAGAACACCGUGGAGGAACAAAAAGUUCCUGAGGCCACAGAGGAAAAGGAACCGGAGCUGCCUAUGCCUGAAAUCCUGGCAGAAGGCCCCCAGGCAGUAGUGGAAACUGAGAAGAUGCCAGUUAAAGAAGAUAAACGCCAGGAGGAAAAACCAGAAGGUAAAUGCUUCUGCUCUUAGCUCACUGUCCACUUCCAUAGGAAGGUGAGAGGCAGUGGGCAUUUGGGCUGGCAUACGGUUAGUGCUGAAAUCUCAAAAGAUGCCACCACGGUGAAAGACAUCUAUAGUACCCUAUUUUUCGCUCUAUAGGACGCACUUUUCCCCCUUCAAAAAUGAAGGGGAAAUGUGUGUGCGUCCUAUGGAGCGAAGACGCCAUAGCCCCGUGACCCUCUCCCGGCUGGAGAGGUGAUGCGCGGCUAUGGCAGGAGCCUCUUUAGCCACGCGCCACCUCUCCAGCUGGGAGAGCGCGUGCGGGGCUAAAGAAGCCAUAGCCCCACAACCCUCUCCCAACUGGAGAGGUGACGCGCGACUAUGGCAGCAGCCUCUCCCCUGCGCCUUUCCGCUGCUCCCCGCCCUGCUCUUUGGGGCUGGUGGUGGGCUUCCCCGCCAGCCCCAAAGAGCAGGUCGAGAGAACCUGAAGCCUGGAGAGCGAGAGGGUCGGUGCGCACCGACCCUCUCACUCUCCAGGCUUCCAAAGUAGCCGCCCCGAACGCACCUUAAACGGCACCUUGUUUUAGAGCGGGAAAACAAGAGGGGGAAAAUUCUCCCCCUCUCUGUGCAGCGCCUCCUGCCGCUUCGCUGAAGGGGCGCUGGGCAGAGAGGGGGAGAUUUUUUUUUCCUUGUUCUCCCUCCUCUAAAACAAGGUGCGUCCUAUUGUCCGGUGCAUCCUAUGGUGCAAAAAAUACGGUAUUUAUAUUUUCUUUUUUCCCUCCUGUCUGACUUCUGUCAUGUCUUAUACCCUUUGCCUGUGUCUUUGCCUGCAUUCUAUCCCUGGCUAAAGCAUUUUGUUCUGCAAGGCCUUAAGCUGCGAAUCUGCCCACAUGUAGUCCUUUUCCUGUUGGAACGGGGGACUCAGUGAACCCUCCAGUACAGGGAAGGAGAAUCGGAGCUGGCCAAAUUGGGCCCCCACUGUCUGUGGGCCAAAUUGGAUAGGUAGGAGGAGCCAUUCACCUGUCCAUUGCCUUCAAGCCCCUUUUGUGUGUUUACCUGCCCCAUAUCUGACAUAAUAUAGGACAGUGGCUUCGAUAAAACUGCCUUAUGGGGAGACCUGCUGGGCCUAAUUAGGCCUAUGGAACGGAAGUUGGCUGCCCCUAUUCUAGAACCUGUUCAUAUGCAGCUUACUGAAUGGCCUUGGACUCUGCAUAGGUGUGAGUAGAGCACAGUGUCUGAUAAUGUUUCAUGCAGAGUCCAUUCACCCAUCCAUCAAUCAAUCAAUCAAUCAAUCAAUCAGUCAAUCAAUAAAAAAUCAAGUCUGUCUCAAUGUGCAGAGGCCCUGCCUGGGCCCCCUUAAUCAAUACUAAAUUUGCUCAGUCCUAGCUUCUGUUACAUCCCUAAUCUGUGGUGGCAGAAUUCGUAAUGUUGCCAAAAAACCUAACAUUAAAAACCAAUUGAAUGACCAGAAAACAUGCAAGUUCGUCUUGCCUUAAAAUCUGGGUAUUGUGAUACCAUAUUUGUGGUGUGGAUACACGUUGACAAGUACACUUCAUUCAUAUCAACAGUGGGGAACGUGUGACCUUGCAGAUGCUGUUGGCCUCCAACUCCCAUCAGCCCUGGCUGUUGACCAUGCUGGCUGGGGCUGAUGGGUGCUGGAGGCCAACAAUAUCUGGAGGGCCACAGGUUUCCCCACCCCCAAUUUAAGUAAAGGAUUCUUCUUCCUAGAAAGUGCAAAAAGGUAAUGCCAUUCUAAGCUAGCAAGCCCUUGGCAUGUUACUGAUGGAAAAAGGAGAUCCCAAAUUGCUUGGGCUUGACCUUUAUUUACCUUCUGGGUAACUUUUAUGGAGCAAACCCUUUCUUUCUCUUUGAAGCUGAAUCUCCCCACUCACCCACCCCGCUGUCAAGAAAUAACACCUUGAAUUGGGGUGUUGAAAGCUAUUUGAUUGUUAAUAGCUAACAAUUUGCAACUCUGUGUUUACUUUCUACCACUGAAUACCAACCAGAUGCCAUAUCUGUGAUCUUUCAUAAGGGGAAUACUUCCUGUUCAGUGUUGACAAAUCUCAUCAUACCAUACAGAAAUUGGGAAUCCUGGCUCCCUCUGUGCCUGACAGUAAGGCACAUAGCAUUCCUUUUUCAAAAGGCGUUCAGAAUGACAUUAAGUCCUCCUGGACUGAGAGGUAUCAUUGGCUGAGAAUGAUGGGCAUGUGAAAGCCCACGGAGCCAGGAUUUCAAGCUAGGUAUAUGAUGUCCCAGUUCCAGCCCUAGGGCAGACUGCAUUAUGUGACAAGAUUCUUCCAAGAAAAUUACUUUGCUUGCAUCAUGCGGUGCCCUUAAUUUCAUACCUGCUUUAGUUAAAGCAUUGCCAUAACUUGUCUCUUGCUUUCAGUGGGCUUUGCAACCCUGCAGUUUCCAUAGGCAGUCUUUGAAUAUGUGGGGAUUUGCAGACUUUGAUUGUUGCUGGGACUCUGGAUGCUGAAAGAGGUAGGGACUAAUGUUCUCAUUUAUCUUGGCAGUGGAGCUCUAUCAGCCUCUGCUGGUAAGCCAGAUAGAAGAAGAUUGUGACCCAGAACCAGACUGGAUCUUUUUGCGGAUCACUUCCCGACACAUAAUGGAGGUGGAGCUGAGAAAAGGCAAGGUUUUGCGCAAGCUGGAGCUGAAAAGCCUUCGGAAAAUAGAAACCUCAGAGAUGCAGUGGAGAAGGAUGGUGAGUUCCAGUUGCUUUGGUGGGGGACAGGGUUUCCAGUAAACUAACCACCAUGAACUCCAGUAUAGCAUUGUCUAAUGAUUGUGUGCGAGUAUUGGCUGGCUCUUUCCAAUGAGCUUUCCUUCAGGCAGUGCACAGGUAUAUUAGAUUAUUUCGGGUGUGACAUACCGUGUAGAUCAGGCUGGGCAGAUCUACCAAGCAAGUGAGAAUUCUUGUCAAUAGGAAACUUAGUACAGUACAUUAUUUUCUUUUCCUGAAACAGAGUUGCUUACUCUAGUCCAUACUUUCUGCUUCAAAUCCACUUCUUUUUUCCACUACUACUGCUACUAUAAAGCACAUGAUCACAUUACAGCUGAGUGAGUGGUAGCUGGCGCUGGCACCAUUUUGCACAGUUUCUGCAUUUAUGGCUGCAGGAAUUUGAAAGCCCCAGACAAAACCAGUCCUUCCUCUCACUUGCUGCUGGCCUUGGGUUCAGCUUUCUUCUUAUUUCCCAACAACUUAUUUCCCAACAACGACAGUGUCAGCCUUGUUUUUAAGCAUCUAAGGUUUUGUGGUAGCUUGAGCCUGCUUGGUUGCCUUCAGAUGAUACAGAAAUCGGAGCACCAGUACCUGUUAGUGCAUGUAGAGAGGGCACCUCAACAGUACAUGGAGGAGAAUGUUCUCUUUUGCCCAAUAUUUAGCUAAUCUCACUGAGAGGAGAAAACCACCCUAUUCACAGCAGCAUUGCACUGGGAUAUAAAUAUCCAGGAGAGCCUUGUGGUAGGCUCUAUCCAUGACUCCCACCCCACUGUGUAUUUGGGGUCUGCUCUGUCAGUUUCUUCAAAGGAGGCAUUCUGGGGUAUAGUGGGUUCCCUAUAUUCACUUCACUACAGCUGUUUUACAUUCCAUGAUUGGUUUCAGCCAUGCAAGCAUAGUCUGACAUUGGUUGCAGAAUUCAGCGUCUUGAUAAACCAUCUGGAUCAAACAAGUUGCUAGUCAUUGUAGGUGUGAAGAUGAGCUUGGAAAUAUGUGGGUGAUGUUUGCUGAAAUCUCAGAACAUAAGAACAGCCUGCUGGAUCAGGCCCAUGGCCCAUGUAGUCCAGCGUCCUGUUCUCACAGUGACCAACCAGAGGCCUGUGGGAAACUAGUGAGCAGAACAGGAGCAUAAGAACUCUCUCCUCUCCUGUGGUUUCCAGCAACUGGUAUUUGGAAGCAUUUCUGCCUCCCAACUGUGGAGGUACAUCAUAGUCAUGGCUAGUAGCAGCAGGUGAGCAGUUCAGUGUCCUCUGUAGCUCUUCCUUGUCUCUCUCCCCCCACCACCCAAUAGCUAACAGAACGGGGGGAUGCAAAUUAUUGGGUUACCUUGCCAGAGAGGUUUUCGAGGAACUCCUAUUGCAGAGACACACAACCUGUGCUAGGAUCAGCAAGUGGCUGCAGUUGCCGGUUGGUCCAAGUUAAAGGGGCUGGGCAAAGCGGUCUCCAUUGCAGUGUGCCUGUGAAGAGAGUGCGAGCAGGGCAGGUUUCUUUUCAUUGGGGAAGCUUGUUCCGACCAGAAACCUAUCUCUUCCUGGCAGGACCUGGAGCGGGUGUUUCCUGUUCUCACACUGCACUUCAGCUACAUCCGCAAGGACCGACGGAAGCGCCGAUACGUAGUGUUGGAUGACCACCCUGAGCGGUGUGUGCAGGUAGGUGAGGAGGUGCUUGGUACACAGCUCAGAUUGGAGUGGAAGGGGAGGGUGCCCCUGCCGAACCUUAGCUUCCCAAAUUUAGAGGGGGGUGUUGUCUCUGAGGUGGGGCCAGCUUGACUCUUAAGGACACGAGAGCAGCCCUGUCUGAACAGGUCAAUGGUCCCAUCUAGUCUACCAUUCUGUUUCCCUCAGUCGCCACCAGAUGAGUGUGGGAAACCCAAAUGCAGGGUAUGGAAGUUGAUGAUCAUUUCCUGCUCCCCAGGUACUGGCAUUCCGUGACAUACGGCUUCCAAACCUUGAGUUUCAAAAUGCCAAGAUUAAUAUGCACUUGAGUUGGACAAAUUCAGGGACGAAAGGUCUAAUCCCCUUUUAAAGUCAUCUGAGCCACCGCAUCUUGUGGCAACAAAUUCUAUAAAUUUUGUAUUUCACCUUAUCUGUCCUAAAUCAGCUGCUAGUCAGCUUGGAGAGAUGUGCAGUGCUUCCUCCGGUGUUUUUGGCCUCCCACCCUCUCUGCCCAAGGCUAAGAAAGGUGCUAGUUGUGAUAUUCACUCUGGUGUAAAGGGAGGCAGUGGUAUCUCAGCUGCCCUCGCAUUCAUCUGCAGCUGCCCACUUCUUGCUUUUCUUUUUAAAGGACUUGCUCCAGGUGCUGGGACCCACCCUGGAGGAAAACCAGAAGAAGGCCGAGGGAAGUUCAAAGCUCCAGUGUCUAAAAUGCAAACAGGAAUUUGUUGGAUUCUUGUCACUUGGACGGCAGAAUCCAGGCUCCACUAUAGACGCUUCAGCUUUCUCUGAACAAGGUAUGGGAUGAACAGGGUAUAUCCCUAUUUGCAAAAUGGGGGUCAUACCUACUGGGUUGUGCUGAAGCCCUUUAAGUUCAAAGCACUCAUUGGAAUGUGAAAACACUGUGGUUGACCACUUACAAUCUCAUUUGUUCUCCCUUGAAGAAGAGAGAUCUAAAAUGAAUUAGUAGGCUGAGCUCUCUUUGGGACUUAGUCGUGAACCUGUGUCUAGGGGAUUUGGAGCCUUUGAAUGAGUAAAUUGGCUACUGCAGCUACUUUGCCUUCUUCCUAGAUGUGUUUAGUCCUCUGCUACAUCUGCAUGUUUCUAUGGUAAGACUUUUGCUGCCCAGCUGUUAAAUUUCUCUAUAAUGCUAUGAAUUAUAUUGAUUUUUUUUUCCUAGUUAGCUUUCCAUCUUUGUGAGAGUGCUGUGUUAUUUAACCAUAAGUCAUUGUCUUAGCUAUUUGGAUGAAUUCCUUUGGGGUGGGGGAAUGCAUUGACAAAGUAUUCAACUUUUGCUUUUCUUAAUUUUUUCAAGGUUGAUUAUGAGAGAUGAAUACAGUGCUUUGCAGCAUAAUUAGCCAGUGAGACCAGAGCAUCAAGGGAUGCACAUGGAAACUCCCUUAAGGAGAAGGCAGGGCGGCAAGGGACUAACAUGUUAGACUUUGGGUCCCUGAGAGUAGAGCCUGGUGCUUGAUUAGUUUGCAACUAGGACUGCGGCUGCCAGACCAGGUUCUGCUAUGUUCCUCUUCUUCCUCUUCAGGUGCCACUGCUCUCAGUGAGCCCACCAUCUGCCCCAGCUGCUCCAGCGACCAUGUGGUCAUCUUGCCCUGCGAGGGGCGUUCCAGCACUCCAUUGCUUCCUGGGGAAAGCCAGCAGGAGGCAGAGUCGGGAAAGUUCUACACUGGCGAAGAGACUACCUCUGAAACGGGAACCGGCUCCAGUCCCCGGAUCCAAGAGCUGAGCAGUGACCAAGGCAGCGCUGCCCAUUCCAGCUCCCGCAGUUCGGAAGGGGCGGACGGCAGUGGCAGCAAGAGUGGCUUGAGCUCCAGGGGCCGCUACUCCUUCCUCAGCCAAACGGAUACCAAUGGCGGGGGCCUGUUGGGGAGCUAUCAGUAUGGCCCUUCCCGUGGGCCCACCCCUCCACAGCUCUCCCUGAGCAUGGAGCAGGAGGAACACUGGAAUCUGAGUCCCCGUGAGUGCUGGCAACCUGGUAGGGGUGGGUCUGCAAAGUCAAGGGGAGCACUGAAUUCUGCACAGUUAGAGGGGGUAGAGGUAUACUAAAAGAAAUGCCAUCCUCUGCCCCAAGACUCAGUAUUAACCUUAGUUAAUAUCUUUGAAACUGCCUUAACUCCUGCCACUGCCCAGGCUGGUAUUCCUAUAAAUAGAAUUGUUGUUUUUUUCCUGCAGAAGUGAAGCAGGAGCUCCAUCUGCUGAUUGUUAAGAGGACUAUGUGGCUAUUUAUUUGAAUUGUUUCGUUUUCAGCUGCAAUUUUGAAUGCAGCCAAGAGGAGGUGACUUGCUAAUGUCUGUGUAAAUGUCUGCUGAAGGUUUGGUGGUGGCUGCAUUUGGAUUGGUAGUGCCAAAGUAAGGUGACAGCAGGCAGAUUGCUUUAAUUCAGGCUGGGGAUGGAGCUCUUUGGGGGGGGGGUGUUGCCAACAACCUCCAUUGUUGCCAGCUUACUCCCAUCUCUGUGUAGGAGCAUCUGUGAUCCUGAAGUUACCUAUCAUAGAGUUGGAAGGGGUCCCUAGGUCAUCUAGUCCAACCCUCUGCAAUGCAGGAAUCUCAACUAAAGCAUCCUUGAUAGAGGGCUAUCCAACCUCUGCUUAUAAACCUCCAAGGAAGGAGAGUCGACCACCUCUCAUAGCAGUCUGUUCCACUGUUCGUCCUGAUGUUUAGUUAGAAUCUCCUUUCUUGUAACUUGAAUCCAUCGCCUCCAGUGCUGGAGAAAACAAGCUUGCUCCAUCUUCCAUGUGACAGCCCGUUCGAUAUUUGGAUAUCAUAUCUCAGUAUGGCCAAUGGUCAGAGGUUGUGCUCCCAACAGCACAGGUUUCCCACCCUGGUUCUAAUCUGUGCCUUUUCCCUACUUCAAUUGUAGAAGAGCCAUGAGAGGCUUUCUAUUAGAGCUGGGUUUCAUAGACCAUAAUAUUAUCUGGGUGAGUGGACAUGUAUUCUGGGAAAGCUACAUGGCAUAGAAGGGGAAUUCUGCAUAGAUCUGGUAUUGGGAAGCCCAUUAGCAACUUUCAGAAUGUGGUCCACAUUUCCAUUGAUCUAUCUAGCUUGGAACCUAGUCAGAUGAUAAGCAUACUCUAGCAGAGGGAGGCUUGCCUUCAAAAGAGAUGGGCCUAACAAUCUCUAUUUUGAUGGAUUCUAAACUCUGUGACCAAUUCAGGUAUGACCUUGUAACUGAAAUAAACCCAGUCUGGAUGCAGUAAUAGCUCUAGUUUGAUAUGGGCACCAAUGACUACCAGGUUGCAAAGUUAAAAUACUGCCGUUGACUGCUCAACCCCACUUUUUUUUUUCUUUUUAAAAACUCUGUUUCCCCCUCAGCCACCCACAGUACUAUGGACAUGCAGGACUUCUCCUCUGUGGAUCAUCGGCUCAAGCUUUAUUUGGACAUGGAGGUCUUUGACAGGGCAGAGGAGUUCAAGUGCUUUCUGAAGGUAAGAAAGGCAACUCUCCACAAUACUGACCACUUAAGGUGGGUGGGAACACAUCUGGAUUUAACUUAGGCAUUGACAGUCAUGUAGGUUGGUGUUUUUUACUGAGGCUCAUAAGACUCUGCCUUCUGGCAUGUUUGUUCUAGGUGGCUGUUGUGAAGAAUGGCAGACCUGGGGAAUUCUUGGCCCUCCUGGUGGCUUCAGACACCCAGUUCCACGUGCUGGAGAUUACAGGACGGAUUAGGUGAGAAGGGCUAUUCUUGGAGCAGUUCUCAUUUGUGUUCUGUUUCCUGUCUUGACAUCCACUUGAUAUGGCUAGAGCAAAGAGAGCCUUCAGAAUAAAGAAAUACCUCUAUUAAAAUCAUAUAAUGCCUUCAACCCAUGUUACCCGGCAUUGUCUACUACCCUAACUAGUAAAUGGGUGUUUGAGGUCCCAGGCAGAGGACUUCCCCCAUCACCUGCUUCCUGAAAACCUUUAGCCAGAGAUUCCUGGGAUUUAACCUGGGAUAUUCGUUCACACAAAACACGUGCUCCUCUCCUGAGCUCUGUGCUCCUGACUGAGAAAACUCUUAUCCCUUCUUGGUGUUAGUCUCUGCCAAAAAAACAACCCUCCUUGAGCUUGCUGGGUAAGGUGGGCCCUACCUUGCAUUGACUUGACACAUUUGGUUCUUCUGCACCAGGGGACAGCCGUCUGCUUGGCUGAAGAAGGGGGACAGUCACUGCCUGUCUGACCUGUCUUGCCUGGAGGUGGGGCUGUGCCAUCAAAGCUUGCAUAUGGAGUUUGCGAAUCCCUGCGCCUCCUAUAACCUGCUGCUUCGCAACCAGAGUCACUGCAGAAGAUUUCUCCAGUGCCUGACAUGUAAGAGGGUGUAUGGGGCUGUAUGUGCAUUUGUACAAGCUUCCCUGAUCUUGUCUCUGUGCUGACAGGGAAGAAAAGUAACCAGAAUAAUGGUGGCUUGUGUGACAAUCCCAAACAAGUGCUGUGGUCAGUGCAGUUCCGCUAAGCCUGUUGACUAGAGGCUAAUGCAGUGUGGUACAAUAGAAUUCCUCUUAUUUUUGGUUUGGCUUAACUGCCUUGUAGCCUUUGCUCAGAUGGUCUUAGAGAGCCAACUCUAGCUACUCAACUCCUCCCUGCUUGCUGCUGUGUGAGCUAUGGUUUCCCACCCACCCAUCCAAGCCCUAUGUGAAGGAGGGCUCUCUUCACUGACGCAGCAAAAUUUAGUCUUGAGAAUUGGCCCUUGCUGGCUUAGACCUUUCCCCUGGAAAUUUACCUUGAAACCGCCCAACUAUCACAAUUGCAUCAUAACUUCCCUCAAUAUCCUCUCCAGAUCUCAAAGAUGAAUUGCCGGCCAAAAUCAGGAGGAAAAUCCCAGACGUUACUGUGGAGGAAAUGAAUCCGCAGCAUCCAUUGUGGUAAGAUGCCCAUUGCCAUUGUACAGUGUAAAUGAGGUUUUAGCCUACAGGUGGUGCUGUCGUGACAAGGACACAAAGCGGGAAGUAAGUUAUGCAGGCGAGGAAUAGUGGUUGGCUAGGAUAGGAGCAACAAUAGAAAGUGAAUUUGGUGGAGGACUUGCCUCAGUCAUGUUGCGUCUGUAUUGUAGGCCAUUGAUUGAAAAGGACCUAGCAAAAGAAGCUGCACGUGGCUUGGCCAGACCCUUCUUCUACCUGUUGGCAUACCUCAUUCAAGGUAUGGAUGUGCUGUUCCUGGAGUCAUUUUCAGCCUCAACAAGACCCUUGUGUGGCUUGAUAUAACUCUGUUGCAUAAGCCGACUGUCCAACCUCUUUUCCCCCAGGGGCUUCUGCCUUUCCUGUGACUGUGCUCAGCACCCAGAAAAAUAUUUUCCUGGUGGAAGAAGAUCACCAGUGGCAAAACAUCCCACCCUCUGCUGCCUCAGACACUGGCACUGAGAAGCAGGCAAAGAAGUGCUCCCGGCUGAAAGGGAGUGAACCAAUCAGCAGCAUCUGUGGUGUUAUACUUUACCGUUUCUCCCCUUGUGACAUGAAGCUGCAACUUUACGAUGAGGUAUAAGUCACAGUAUGAGCACUUUUUUCCGGGAUACUAAAAUGCUUGUAUGGAAGGGGGUAAAUGCUUCCUUGGGAAAGGUUAGCAUUAUUGCAGGACUGCUCUCUUGCUCGUAGCUAAAUCUACUGGUUCCUUGCAAAAGCAGGUGACCAUCUCUGGUCUGAGUAAGGAAGGGCAGUUCUGCUUGGUCAGGAGGUAUAAUUCAGACCUAGCAAUACUUAGUACUGCAAGCUGAAUUCAGUCCAGGGGCUUACUGCUGGGUAUGCCCAUUCCCUGAUCAUCUGAACUGCGCCUUCUUCCUCUCCAGGUCCUGAAGGUGGAGAGCACUUGGCAUUUGCGAACAGAAUGUCCAGACUUGCUGGCUGAUCUGGUAGAAUGGCUGCGUGUGCCCUGGGAAGAAAUGUUCUCCAUUGCUCUCCAGAAGACUGUUCUUGAGGUGUUGGACUGA